Molecule: messenger RNA, 1993 nt
Organism: Vigna umbellata (rice bean)
Lineage: Eukaryota; Viridiplantae; Streptophyta; Magnoliopsida; Fabales; Fabaceae
Product: auxin response factor 17-like
Biological process (GO): response to hormone; regulation of DNA-templated transcription
Cellular component (GO): nucleus
Molecular function (GO): DNA binding
Source: RefSeq, a predicted model, not a curated record
UUCGAUAGACAACUGCUGCUGGAGAGAGAGAAAAGCGCGGACAGUUGCAAUAUUGGCAGUGGCAGUGGCACACUCCCUCACUCUCUUAUUCCCCUUCUCAUGUCUCAAAAGUUAAACCCUACUCCGACCUCACUUUCUCUCUAGUUCAAUUCAACAUGCCUCUGCCGCAGUCUCCACCCAACCCUCGCCGCGUCGAUCCCAAAAUCUGGCGGGCAUGCGCCGGGGCCGCUGUGCACAUCCCGAAGCUGCAUUCUAGGGUUUACUACUUCCCGCAGGGCCACAUGGAGCACGCUUCUCCGUCACAUUCUCUCUCCCCUCCCUUCCGUUCCCUCCCCUUCGUUCCCUGCCUUGUGUCCUCCCGUGAUUUGCUUGCUGAUCCAUUCUCCGACGAGGUCUUCGCCAGGCUCCUCCUCACUCCACUCCCUCACCCGUUUCACCGAAACAACCAGAACGACGACAGCAACAUCCAAAGCGACGACGAAGAGCGCGAGUGCCAAAACGGCGUCGUUUCGUUCUCCAAAAUCCUCACACCCUCCGACGCCAACAACGGCGGCGGCUUCUCCGUGCCGCGCUUCUGUGCGGACUCUGUCUUCCCUCCGCUCGAUUUCCGCGCCGAUCCUCCGGUCCAGCUCCUCUCCGUCACUGACAUCCACGGCGUCGCGUGGCGUUUUCGCCACAUCUACCGUGGUACACCACGUCGGCACCUCUUCACAACUGGCUGGAGCAAGUUUGUCAACCACAAGAAGCUCAUAGCCGGCGAUUCCGUUGUCUUUGUCAAGGACUCCGACGGGAACGUCUCGGUCGGGAUCCGCCGUGCGACGCGGUUCGUCUCCUCAUCCUCUCCUGUAGAGGAGGAGCAGCCGCCAGCGCAGGGAGAGGGGUUUCCGCUGUACGCGACCGGGAGAGUAUCGCCGAAGGCAGUGAAGGCCGCAGCGGAGUGCGUGUCGCGGAACGCGCCGUUUGAGGUGGUGUAUUAUCCGAGGGCGGGUUUUGCGGAUUUCGUGGUGAGUGCUGAGGUUGUGGAGGACGCGAUGAGGUGCGCGUGGGCUGGUGGAAUGAGAGUGAAGAUAGGAAUGGAGACUGAGGAUUCUUCUAGGAUGACGUGGUUUCAAGGGACGGUGACUUCUGCGUAUGCCUCUGAUAAUGGACCUUGGCGCAUGCUUCAGGUUAACUGGGAUGAACCUGAAGUCUUACAAAAUGCAAAACGAGUCAGUCCUUGGCAGGUUGAACUUGUUUCCCCCUCACUUGCACUUCAUACAGCGUUUUCCCCUUCAAAAAGGUUUAGAGCUGACCAGGGAUCUGGACUGUUUCGUGAUAGGGAGGGAGACCCCUUCUUUCCUAUGAUAGGUUUCCCUAACUCAACAAUGGGAAAUAUGGAUAAAAAAUUGUUGAGUUAUGAUACUUUUCCUGCUGGCAUGCAGGGAGCCAGGCAUGAUCUAUUUUCUGCAUCAAGUUUUUCCAACUUUUUAAACGAUAACUCUUAUCUGUACAUGGGUAGUAGUUCCUUUGGGAACAAUACAGUGCAAAGUUUGGGAAUUGUUUCUACGGAUCUAAACAUUAGCAGUUCUCAAUCAGAUGACACGUCACCACAUAGCCAGAGUAGUUUACAUUCCUUUGACACAGAGUUUACUGGGACCAGGCAUUGCAACACCAAAGUUGGUUCUGGUUCAAUCCUCUUAUUUGGUAAGAUCAUACAGCCUGCUGAAAGUCCGCAUGAUGCUGCUGAUUACAUAGAACGUGAUGGUAGCGGGGGCAGCAAAGAAAUCGAAGACAGUUGAGGCUUUCUAUUUGUGAAAGUAGUUAUGCAACAGAUAAAUACAUGUAAAGGCAAUCAAGGCAGGCUGGUAAAGAGGAAGCUGUCCACUCUUUUGGCCUUGUUUGUGGUGGUGAAACUAAUGUUUUCGAGCUAUCUUUAUAUUUCGUAUUGCUACAACUUGAAUGAUGAAACUAAAUUCACAAUAUUCGAUCAAUUGUAUGAUAUAUUAAUAUCGGA